AUGAAGUUGGCUUUGCACAGGGUAGCAGGCACCACAAUGAGCACGUUAACAACAGGUGUCCAGUAUCUUGGCUCCAAUGACGCCAGCUACGACGACCCGUCCAUUGACCCAAGCCUGAUCAAGAACAAAUUCCACUUUGAGAAACCUCACUCUGCCUCCAUUAGUAACUCCCUCCCUGGACUUGUCCCUGGAAACAAGGAGGUCAUUUACAGUGGCCUCUCUCCCAUAUUCCCCACCAACAUAUCAGACUUUCUGCUGGGUAAUGGCACCUCUGUGGAGAGCGGAGGAGCGGCACAGUGUGGAGAAGACUUUGUGGACAACAUGGAGUGUUUUAUGAUUCUGACUCCUGGUCAGCAGCUCGCAGUCGCUAUCUUGGCACUCACCCUGGGUACAUUUACGGUGCUGGAGAACCUAAUGGUGCUGUGCGUGAUCCUGCACUCGCAGACGCUUCGAUCUCGGCCAUCCUACCACUUCAUAGGCAGUCUGGCUGUGGCUGAUCUGAUAGGGAGCAUCAUUUUUGUCUACAGCUUCCUGGACUUCCAUGUCCUCCACAGGAAGGACACCCCUAAUGUUUUCCUCUUUAAGCUGGCCGGGGUCAUUGCCUCCUUCACUGCCUCUGUGGGAAGUCUGUUUCUCACGGCGAUCGACCGCUACAUCUCCAUCCACAGGCCCAUGGCAUACAAACGCAUCGUGACGAAGACUAAAGCAGUCAUUGCCUUCAGUAUGAUGUGGACAAUCUCCAUCGUCAUCUCACUGCUGCCACUGCUGGGCUGGAACUGCAAGCGCCUCAACUCUGUUUGCUCAGACAUCUUCCCUCUAAUUGACCAGAAGUACCUGAUGUUCUGGAUCGGGAUGACCAGCAUCUUGGUCCUGUUCAUCAUCUACGCCUACAUGUUCAUCCUCUGGAAAUCCCACCACCACGCCGUCCGCAUGCUGAGCCGCAGCUCCCAGAGGAGCGUGAUUGUCUACACCGCAGAGGGGACUAAAGUUCAGACAGUGAGGCCCGAGCAGGCUCGGAUGGACCUCCGCCUGGCUAAAACCCUCGUUCUGAUCCUGGUGGCCCUCAUCAUCUGCUGGGGCCCGCUGCUAGCCAUCAUGGUUUAUGAUCUCUUUGGGAAGGUGAACGAUGUCAUCAAGACUGUCUUUGCCUUUUGCAGCAUGCUGUGUCUGCUCAACUCCACCGUGAACCCUGUGAUCUACGCCAUGAGGAGCAAGGACCUGCGCAGGGCCUUCCUCAACAUCUGCCGUGUGUGCCAAGGAGCGACGCAGACUCUGGACACCAGUGCUGAGAGUGACUGGAACAGCAAGAGUGUGAGAGGCACAGCAGGCGGGGCAGGGAAAGAUGGAGCCGGCUGUGGAAACGCCCGAGUAAAAGUAGCCCAGGUUACCGUUUCUGGAGUGACUGAGACUUCUACUGCAGAGGCGGUUUAAAAGACGAGGUGCUCUGCUCUGGUACAACUGUGAAGUAGAGAUAUUGUAGAAUAGCCCUGACCCUAGUGCACUGUUCUGUGACUGUGAAAUGUGCCAAAACAUGACUUAGAAACAAACCUGAUGACACGUUUUUAUUGCUUUAAAGCUGAAAUCUAUAAUAUUAACAUGAUCUGCUCCUCUGUCUUUACUCUGCCAUUGAGAGGGUUUGUUGGGUUUCACAAGUCUGAUCUAAAAUGCCUAUUUCAUGUUAUUUCAUUCAGUAAGUAAUAUAGUAAUAUUCCCAACAACCAGUUCAGUUGCUCAAGGGCAUUUUUUUUCUGCAACAACCAUUGCAACCAGGUUUUCUCAUCUUUGCUC
Messenger RNA from Seriola dumerili (greater amberjack), 1788 nucleotides. RefSeq names its product cannabinoid receptor type 1B-like. Gene Ontology annotation, cellular component: membrane. The record is from RefSeq and is a predicted model, not a curated record. NCBI's taxonomy places the organism in Eukaryota, Metazoa, Chordata, Actinopteri, Carangiformes, Carangidae. Gene Ontology annotation, molecular function: cannabinoid receptor activity. The coding region runs from base 1 to 1431 and encodes 476 amino acids. Gene Ontology annotation, biological process: G protein-coupled receptor signaling pathway. The transcript has a single exon.